UAUUAAAUGUUCACGACUAUGCAGGAUGUAUUGGACAGGGAGAUGAUUAUUUAUUGCAGAAAGGAGACAGGGGCCUCAGUGCCAUUCUUGCACAAUAAUUACGCACCAUUUCCAUAAAAAACAUGCUAGGUCAUCAUGUUUAUAUAUUAAAUUUGCUUUCAGAAUUUGAAAGAAGAUUAGUUUGUUGAGAUUAUUGUGUGGUAAGUUGGGGUGUGGGGAGACAUUGAGCAGACAUUGGCAAGAAAAAUGUUGAGAUCCAGAUCAGGAUCAAGUUAGGACUCGUGGAGGGUGCAUAUGAGAUUCCUUUUGUCUCCCUGUUGCCAAUAUAUAUGAUCAGAGCUUGAGAGGGAAGGUGCAUUGAGAACGAUCAAAUUGUACAUUGAAGCCUUUAGCCUCUUGAUCUUCAGACAAAAAGAUGGCUUCUUCACCUUGGAACCAAAAAUCCAACUUUCGUGCUCGUUCAAACAGCUUGCCUUCUAGACCUCAUCCACUUAUUCCACAAAUAGAUGAGCAUCUAUGUAGGCUAAAGUCCAAUGAAGCCAACUCUUCAUCAUCUCCAUCAAUUGUAGAAAAACUGAGUGGCCUCAGAGAUCUGUAUGAAUUGGUUGAUAGUUUCCUUCAAUUGCCUCUCACACAAAAAUCCUUAACCCAACAAUGCAAUGAUAAACAGGUUAAUGAGUUGUUGAACGGGUCUCUCAGGCUCUUGGAUGUUGGUGGUGUAGCCAGGGAUGCUUUAUUGCGGGCCAAGGAAGAUAACCAAGAACUUCAAUCAAUUUUAAGAAGAAGAAGAGGUGAUGAUGCUGGGUUCACAAAUGAAGCUAAAGAAUACUUGGCCUCAAGGAAGAAAGCAAAGAAGAUAAUAAACAAGUCUUUGAGAGAUUUGAAGAGUAAAUGUAACUCAGAAAAUGAUGUUGAAGCUACAUUUAGCAUGUUGAGAUAGGUAGAAGGAGUUACCCUCACAGUGUUUGAAUCUCUCUUGUCUUAUAUCAGUGGGACAAAAAUGCAACCAAAACAUACCAAUUGGUCUUUGGUGUCCAAGUUGAUGCACUCCAAAUGUGUAACAAGCGAGGGAGAAGCAACAAAAACUAAUGAAUUUGAGAGAAUGGAUGCAGUUUUGUGCACUCUCAUUGGUCACAAGACAAGAAAUCUAGUAACACGAACACUGAGAGUGCCCAAAUUGAGUUGCAGAAAUUGGAUUCAAGCAUUCAAGAUCUUGAGGAUGGAGUGGAGUGCGUGCUUAGGCUCUUGAUUAAAACUUGAGUUCCUGUUCUCAAUAUCCUCAGCCAUUAGCUGCAGAAGAUUAUUACAGAUUGGCAUCU
Molecule: messenger RNA, 1319 nt
Organism: Durio zibethinus
Lineage: Eukaryota; Viridiplantae; Streptophyta; Magnoliopsida; Malvales; Malvaceae
Source: RefSeq, a predicted model, not a curated record